Messenger RNA from Ilex paraguariensis (yerba mate), 1392 nucleotides. The record is from the annotation of a GenBank genome assembly. NCBI's taxonomy places the organism in Eukaryota, Viridiplantae, Streptophyta, Magnoliopsida, Aquifoliales, Aquifoliaceae.
AUGACUGUUGGCGAUGUUGGGGCAAUUUCAGGAGACCAAUUUGCUGAAGCAGGAAAUGACGGAAACCAACAGAAGUGCUGGCAAGGAAAGACAAUGGGAAUUCACAUGAGCAAGAAGACUGCUGAAACUUCAGCUGCAAUAAACAAUCUACAAUACACAACUGAGCUCAACUCAUACGAAGCCGCGUGCCGAGUUGACACAGAUUUGCAGUCCUUCGACACAACCCUCCAAGCUCGAACCAAUCAUGUCAUCAAUUCCCUAGCUGUCGGGGUAGAAGUUCGGGCAUUGUCGUUCGAUUCUCUAAAAGAAGUCACAGAAUGCCUCCUGGAGAUGAACCAGGAGGUAGUUAAAGUGAUUCUGGAGUGCAAGAAAGACAUAUGGAAGAAUCAAGAACUAUUCGAGCUUGUAGAGGAGUACUUCGAGAACAGUUUGCAGACUCUGGAUUUCUGUGCUGCAUUGGAGAAAUGUUUGAAGCGAGCACGUGACAGCCAGUUGAUUAUUCUCAUCGCGCUUCAACAGUUUGAAGAGGAGGAUGGGGUGGAAGGAAGUAGAUAUGUGAGAACUUUGGAGGAGCUGAAGAAUUUCAAGGCUGCUGGUGACCCUUUCACCGAAGAGUUCUUCCAAAAUUUUCAAUCUGUUUAUAGGCAGCAGAUACUAAUGCUUGAGAAAUUGCAACUCAGAAAGACUAAACUUGAUAAGAAGAUCAAGAGCAUUCAUGCGUGGAGAAAGGUGUCAAAUGUAAUUUUUGUAGCUACUUUUGCGGCUGUGCUGAUUUGCUCAGUGGUGGCAGCCGCCAUGGCUGCACCACCUGUUGCAGCAGCUCUUGCUGCUGCAACUUCGAUCCCCUUGGGUUCGAUGGGCAAGUGGAUUGAUUCUCUUCUGAAGAACUAUGAAAAUGCAGUGAGAGGACAGAAGGAAGUCAUUAACUCUAUGCAUGUGGGUACUUAUGUUGCAAUUAAGGACUUGGAGAACAUUCGGGUACUCAUCGACCGAUUGGAAAUUGAGAUUGAAAUGAUUUUACAGAAUGCUGAUUUUGCUAUUAAGGAAGAAGCUGUGCAGAUUGGGAUAGCUGAGAUAAAGAAGAAGCUGGAUGUGCUUAUGAAAAAUGUUGAGGAUUUAGGGAUGCAAGCUGAUAUCUGCAGCCGGGAUAUUCGCAGGGCAAGAACUGUGGUUCUGCAGAGGAUCAUAAAACAUCCCAAUCCUUGAAACAUGCUCCUUCAUACUUUACCAAACAACUGUUCUUAUGCUGCAAACAUCUAUUUUAUUUCUAUAUAUCAUUAUGCCAAUCACACGUUCAAUGUUUAUAAUUUGGGUCCAUGCAAAAAGAUUCAUGUUAUUAUGAAGAAUAAGGGAUAUUGGAUCUCAUUUGUAAUCUGUAGGCAUAGACAUUUC